Molecule: messenger RNA, 822 nt
Organism: Fomitopsis serialis
Lineage: Eukaryota; Fungi; Basidiomycota; Agaricomycetes; Polyporales; Fomitopsidaceae
Exons: 4
Source: RefSeq, a predicted model, not a curated record
AUGGGGAAACUUAACAUUGCCCAUCAUAAAUCCUACCACCCAUACCGACGAGACAACAUCGAACGGGUCCGACAAGAUGAGGAAGAGGCGCGCCUGAAGGAAGCGGUGCAGGAGGGCAGGAUGAUGCUGGCAGACUCUGAGGCUCGGAUAGACUUGCUCAGGCAGAGGGCCGGGCUGGCAAGUCAGCGGAUCACCCAGCAAAGAGAAGAAGGGGACGAGGAAGGCCAUGAAGCUGAGAGGAAUGAGGCUGGUCCGUCGAGCAUCAUGUCCGGUGGCCACAUUAACCUGUUCGAGGACGUUGAGCGGCAAAUGGUGCCCGUCCAUGGGCGAUCCACCAAGAAAGCCGCCCCAGAGACUGAGAAAGGGAUACCGCUCGCGCCUUUGGAGAAGGACCUUAAGCCAUGGUAUUCCGAUCACAACAGCGGAAAGGGCAAGGAUCGCGAUGAAGCACGAGAGUCCCGGGAGCUCGCCCGUAAAUCUGUGAACGACCCUUUGACAUCCAUCAACCAUCAACUCUCCGCGCGCCCUGGCACACAGUCCACACGGUCCACCUUUCGCUCUCGUCCAUCGCGUCCCGAUAGACCACCGCCCUCCUCUUCCGAGCCUCGUAGUGCGGAAGCGGCGCGCAUGAAUCGCGAGUCCGCAGAGAGGCAAAGGGCCCUCGAACUCAUACGGAGGAAGAAGCGUGAGACGGCUGGGAGUGAGACACCGAGCACCGUGCAUGGUGGGGUCGAGGAAGGCUAUCGGGACGUGUUCAACAGAAGAGAAGUCGACGAGGCACGUAAGCACCGGGAACGAAGGUGGGAUGAGAAGGAUAGGAGA